AUGUCUGAAUUAUAUGACUUUAGGCCAAUAUGUUUAGUUGGGUGCAUGUAUAAAGCUCUUUCCAAACUCUUAGCGGCAAGAUUAAAGAAAGUCUUAGAUAGUAUUGUGUCAAAGAGCCAGAGUGUUUUCGUCCCGAGUAGACAAUUGAUGGAUGGGGUUCUCGUUGUCAAUGAGGUUGUAGAUUAUGCAGCAAAGACGAAGAAAGGAAUUUUUCUUUUUAAAGUUAAUUUUGAAAAUGCAUACAAUACGGUAACUUGGAACAAUCUUAGAAACAUGUUGAAAAGGACGAGAUUUGGAGACUUAUGGCUCAAUUGGAUGGAAGCGAUGGUUUUUACUACUUGGACGUCGGUUUUGGUUAACGAAAGUCCCACCUUUGAUUUUGAGGUGGAAAAGGGUCUUAGACAAGGGGACCUGCUUUCCCCAUUUUUGUUUGCAUUAGUGGCAUAUGGCUUAUCAGGGUUAGUCAGGAAGGCUUCAGAGAUUGGGGAGUUCUCGAGAUUUAAGGUGGAAGAGAGUUGCAUUGCGGAUAUACUUCAAUACGUGGAUGAUACACUAUUGAUAGGGGAAGGAAAUUGGAGACACGUAUGGUCUCUUAAAGCUAUUUUAAGAGGUUUUGAGAUGGCGUCAGGGCUGCGUGUCAAUUUUCACAAGAGUAGGUUAAUCAGGAUUAAUAUUAGUAUUCACAUGUUUAUGGCUGCAUCUAAUUUCCUAUCGUGUAGGAUAGAAGAAAAGGCCUUUUCUUUUAUCGGGAUUCCCAUAGGCUCUAAUCCUAGAAGAAUUUCAACUGGAAACCGUUAUUGUCCAAGUUAA
Molecule: messenger RNA, 810 nt
Organism: Vicia villosa (hairy vetch)
Lineage: Eukaryota; Viridiplantae; Streptophyta; Magnoliopsida; Fabales; Fabaceae
Exons: 1
Coding region: 1-810 (269 amino acids)
Source: RefSeq, a predicted model, not a curated record